Penicillium bovifimosum is the source of this 993-nucleotide messenger RNA. RefSeq lists its product as uncharacterized. The record is from RefSeq and is a predicted model, not a curated record. The transcript has 2 exons. NCBI's taxonomy places the organism in Eukaryota, Fungi, Ascomycota, Eurotiomycetes, Eurotiales, Aspergillaceae. Bases 1 to 993 code for a protein of 330 amino acids.
AUGCCAGCAGGAGACCACGCAUUUCUCUUCGACAUCCCACUCCCAAGCAAGAUUCUCGGAACAAUCACCGGCCCAAACCACCAGUACCACACAUACCGCGUCGACGCCAUCGUCGAGCGACGUCUCAAGCCCGACCUCGUCGUCUCCCAACCAAUCAGGAUCUACCAGGUCUCCGACCUGGAGACGAGCUAUCUAAGACCGCAUUGUCCAUUGGUCAGUCCGAUGCUUGAAGGCCACUCGAGCCAGGAUAUUCAGUAUUGCAUAUCCAUCGCUGACCGGAAUGUUCCUUUUGGAUGCACAUUUCCAAUCGAGUGCUGGUUUGCACCGCUGGUGAAAGGUGCAAAGCUGAGUACUGUUACCGUUGAGGUGAUUGAGAAACAGACUGCGCAGUUGGAGGCGACUGCGGCAGAAUCGGUGCGGCAUAAUGUGCGGUUUAUCACUGCGGCUCAAACUCAAAUCGUCUUCUGCAAGACCAUCGAUUUCUCCGGGGAGCAGGAGGUGUCUGGGGAUGAGUUCUCGGAGAUUGAGUGGCGCUUUGCCACGUCGGUUUGUUUACCCCGGAGUAUGGAUGCUUGUUCGCAGAGUAUCGCCACAAAGCAUGUCAAGAUUGCCCAUGAGCUGAGGGUUACGGCGGAGUUCAGGGAUGAGAGCGGGAAUGUGGUGGCUAAGGUACGUGUUUGGUUUCCCGGGUACUUAGAGCUUGUUUCUGACGGAAAUCAGGUUGCGGAAGUUCUGCCAUUCAAGAUUCAUAUGACGCCGAAUGUGGGUGGUGAGGAUCAGUCUGUUCAGCAAGUCAUUCAACGCGUGCAUGAGACCCGGUGUCCACCUCCGGCAUAUAGUGAUCAUUUCUCGGAUUUGAUAGUGCCUGUGGCCAAUCAGCUGCAUCUUUUCGAAGAUCCGUUGCUUGCGGAGAUCCAUUCUGCGCGCUCAUCGGGCGAAGGAAGCAGUAUGGAUGGCGUGGAUCCUUCUCCCCGAUACGAGGAAACUGUAUAG